Messenger RNA from Grus americana (Whooping crane), 5226 nucleotides. It is a transcript of the gene ELAC1, whose product is annotated as elaC ribonuclease Z 1. Gene Ontology annotation, molecular function: 3'-tRNA processing endoribonuclease activity. The transcript is spliced from 5 exons. NCBI's taxonomy places the organism in Eukaryota, Metazoa, Chordata, Aves, Gruiformes, Gruidae. The record is from RefSeq and is a predicted model, not a curated record. Gene Ontology annotation, cellular component: nucleus. The coding region runs from base 627 to 1715 and encodes 362 amino acids.
UUCUGACUAAACUCUGCCCUCCCCGGAACCGUUUCCCCCCCCGCCGCAGCGUAGCGGUCUUAUGGUCUUCCCCACAAGCGUUCUCGGGGAGCGGCGGAGGACUGCGGCCCAGGGCGGGUGGAGACGGCAGGGCCCGGCCCGGCGGGGCUGUGAGUGCGGGUGGCGGGGUGUGAAGUGUGUCAGGGGGGGCUCGGCUGGCCCCACGUCCCAGCCCGCGGACACCAAUUCAAGGCGUAAGGCCCGAAGCCAGUUCAGCUGUUAAUCUGCUUUUACACAGAGGAAAAGGAAACAAAAAGGGUAUUUGUGCCUUUUGGGGGUGUGGUGGAUGUUUAUUGUACCCCUCCUCGCCCCCCGAGGUCAGGUAUCUGAAGCUGUUGAGGCACCUGGAGUUUGAAAUGAGGUGGAAAUACAUCUGUAAAUGAGGUAGGAACUAAGUCUGGGAAGACUUGAGCCUGGAGAAGGCACACCCUGCAAGGCAAGACAGUGUUACGAGUCGUGCACGUGGAAGUUCUGCUCCUGACGCAGCUUUCCAAAGGUUGUCCUGCUCCUACAGACCGGCCAGGCUCCUCUUCCGGACAAUACAGCAGAUACAUAAAUGACUGGGGUGGCGUACCGACGUAUUUAAAAUGUCGAUGGAUAUAACUUUCCUCGGCACAGGCUCAGCAUAUCCCUCUCCAACAAGAGGAGCAUCGGCGUUAGUGCUUCGCAGGGAAGGAGAGUGCUGGCUCUUCGACUGCGGAGAGGGAACUCAAACACAACUCAUGAAGAGCCAUCUCAAAGCAGGCAGAAUUACCAAGAUUUUCAUAACUCAUCUUCACGGUGACCACUUUUUUGGACUUCCUGGCCUGCUGUGCACGCUUAGCCUCCAAAGCAGCCCUGAUGCAAACAAACCACCUGUGGAUAUUUAUGGCCCAUUAGGACUGCGAAACUUCAUCUGGAGGAGUAUGGAGCUCUCCCAUUCACAACUUCUCUUUCCCUACACUGUUCAUGAACUGGUACCUACACAGGACCAGUGCCCCGCAGAAGAAUUCAGAGAGUUUUCUUACCUGGACAGAGAUGAGGUAUUUCCCCAGGGAGCACAAGGGAGAAAAAUCCACCUGGAUCCAGUAGAAAACUCUUACUUGCUGGUUGAGGAUGAGCAGCUGGUUCUGAAAGCGUUUCGCCUAUUUCACCGCAUUCCUUCGUUUGGUUUUGCGGUAGAAGAGAAACCCCGGCCCGGUAAACUCAAUGUACAGAAACUGAAAGACCUUGGAGUUCAACCAGGUCCUUUAUAUGGGAAACUGAAGAAUGGAACAGCAAUCGUUCUAGAGAACGGAGUAACGAUUUCUCCUUCUGAUGUCUUAGAAGACCCUAUUCCUGGAAGAAAAAUUUGCAUUUUGGGGGAUUGUUCAGGAGUGGUUGGAGAUGCGGCCAUGAAACUUUGCUGUGAAGCAGAUGUACUGAUACACGAAGCCACUUUGGAUGACACCCAAGAGGAAAAGGCCAGAGAGCAUGGUCAUAGCACUCCAAAAAUGGCAUCGGAUUUUGCAAAAUCGUGUAAAGUUAAGAAGCUGGUUUUGACUCACUUCAGUCAGAGGUAUAAACCGGCUGCUCAGAGAGGUGAGGGAGAUACGGACAUCACCGAACUGAAGAGACAGGCAGAGUCCGUGUUAGAUGGUCAAGAGGUAGCACUAGCUGAGGAUUUUAUGACAAUAGAAAUUCCAAUGAAAAAAUAAAAAUAGUAGUGUUAGCAAGCUCUGUAUGAAGCCAUAAAGCAGGAGGGUGUUGGAUAGGACUUAAAAAUAAUGGUAGGGUUGCUGGUAUCCAAAGUAAUUCUCUUCUGUGGCAUGCAGAGAGCCGUUGCAAACCAGAGAGACUACCAGGCACAGUUAGCGUUGCUUUUGUAAAGCAAGAAAAAAGGAUACUCGAACAUCUGGAACUUGGAAUAAAUUUGUAAGCAAUGGUUUCGGACAUCUAGCCUCCCCAGAAACCGAUGGCAUGGGCUGGCGCAAGCCUUCACAGCCCAGGGGUUUUCCUUGGACCAUAGAUUCCUAGAGCAGAGCGCUGGAUCAUUUGGCUUAAUAAACCCCAGGAAGAUUUGUGUUGUGCGCCACAAUUUAAGAUGUCUUGCCUCUUACCAGCUUACUUCAAACUUGUAUAAAGUAUUUUGUAACUGUUAGCCGAUUUCCUUGUAAGAGGACGAUUACACUGGAACUGAUAAAGUAUUUAUAACUCUGCCAAGUGUUUGUAACUGGGCGUGUUGCUGUGCUCAAGUUGAGGAGCUCUUAUAGUUUUCUCUUUAUAAGAUAUAGUUCAGACUUCCUGUCAAAAGUGAAUCACUCUUAACGAUUUUAUUCAUUUAAAGCUCUGAAGCAUGAGCCCUAAUUUUGCAUACCUGUAAAGUUUUGGAAGUAUGCUCUGGAAGUCUUUAGGCAGAGUAGUUUUUCCUAUGGUAUUCCUCCAAGUGCAUUUUUAAGACAAAUUAUCCUGAUAAAAGCGUAUUUGUGUUUGUAGAAAUACCCCUACAGGAGGAAUUCCACCUCUAUAGCUCAGUCCGUUUCUGCAAUGACUUUAUUCUUUCAGUUAAGGGACAUGUAUCUCCUUUUUCUUCCCACCUCAAAACAAACUAGAAGUUGGAGUUUCCCAAAUUUUAGUUCAAUUCUCUGGUCAAAAGUAAAAUCAGUGUUUUUGAAGAAUCUAUCUUAAAUAUAUUUUUCCCCUAGCAUGGAUUCCUGAAAGCUGAAAAACUUCAUAGCUUUCUAAUAAACACGGAAUACUCUGGCAGGUUUAAGUACAGCUGAUAGAGUUUGUGCUUGUACUUUGAGUUGAUAGUAAUACAGAUGGAAAAUGAAUGGGGUUUAAUAUACAAUUUUCCUCCCUGCUUUAAAUGUAGAAUAACAAAGCUCUAAAAAAAAAUGAAAACACUCCCACUCUUUAACGAGCUCCCUCGUAAAUGGUGCACCGCUCAACAGUGGUUUGUGCACGGUGAUAAUCCUAACCCUGCGGUUACGGUAACUCUGAACUGAAUUACACCAAUAUUAAUAUUUUGUGCUUCAAAUACGCUUCAAAUGUAGAGGAAAUCUUUAAUUUCUUUUAAAAAAAAAUAUUGGGAAGAGUUGCAAACUUGAAGAACGUGACUUUUGGAGCAGAAACUCGCUGAUCUGCAUGACUUCUCUUAAAAAUGGUGUAAAGUGGGCAGAGUCUACAGGUUAUUCUGUGAUUCUGUUACGCAGUGGCACGUUCUUUCCCCCCCCCCUCCAUAAAUUGUUUUUUCUUUUCUAAGAUAAAAAUUAAUGGCAGGUGCAGAGAUCUUGAUAUCACACUCUGCUUUACGUAGUCAAAAGCUGAGCAGACUCCAGCCAUUCUGUGUUUCACACGGUGAAAGAAUAACUUUCUUCGUUAUCCUGACCUGCUGUGCUACGUCUGCUUCCACGCUGGAACAACCAAAAAUUCCUAUUUCUAAGCCGUUCACAGUUGUGAUACGAAGUUUAGGGAACAACCUCCAGGCUUUUUGGAAAUUCACUGGCUACCACCUGCAAAUGACAAAAUCAAAGGAUAGAAAUAAUAAAAAAGGAUAAUCCAAAAGCUUAUGCCACCUGAAAUGUGUGCGGUGCUGGAUCGUGCAGCUCCAGAACUGGGUUACCCAUCCCAGCAAUAAAUACAUUUUUUGCAUUCGUGUGGUUAGUUAAUUGCUGUGAAUUCAGGAAUAUCUUCGGUUCCCAUUCAAAUGACGGAGGGCGUGGGUAGAUGGGUGAGAUGAAUCGAUGGCGCAGGCUCCCGGCGUGGAGGGAACUUCGUUUCUCCAUGUCCCGCGGUCCAGGUUGUCCAGCUUGGCGUGUCGGUCCAGUGUUUGCCUGGCUAAACAACCGCUGGUUCUUGCUAGCCUGCAAGAAAACAGCCUCUGGGCUAAUUUUCGGCUGGAUUACCGAGUUGAUUAGCGAGCUGUCUUGCUGCACGACGUUUACAAGGGCUUAACGACGGAGGGUGCAGAACUGCUUGGCCAAAAAGGAGGAGCUCCUCGGGACCUCCACUUUUUAGCGGUAGUGAGCCGAUACAUUGGGUCAGUCCUACCUCAUAGCUCCGUCCUAAAUAUGUUUUAGGAUCUAAAUCCUAAAUAAAAAUGGGUCAAUUUGGAUGAAGAACAGCAAGGGGAAGAGUGUAUCCAAUUGAAGCAGCAGGCCAGGUCCUCUUCAAGCAUUAGGGCUGGGGACUUGGUUGCGCAGAGUUGAUGUGUUAGUGCGUUUUUUAUGGCAAUUUAUUCUGUAUGGAUAAUCGAGGGAGGAAAAGCUCGUUUCAUCUAAGCUGAGAAGAAAAGCUGCAAGUUGCCUGGUCUAUAUCAAAGGCCGGAUUAACUAUAUGGCUGUCAUUUUUAAAAACGGUUUCUUUUUUGGCAUGUUGGCGAAAGAGGGUACAUUUAGUGCUAGAGUUAUGUGAAAUUCCUAUGUUUUCCGUUGAAUACAUUUUAGUAUUUGUAAUCAAGUUAUAGUUGUCUCUUUCUUAGCAGAUCCAUCGGUCUUCGCUUAUCGUGGUCCAACUCUUCUCUCUGCAUCUGGAUACUAAAUUACGUCGGAAAUCUGACUGUGAGUGAGACUUGAAUUAAAUUAAUGGGAACAUGUGCGCCAGUAAGGACAGAAAAAUUUGGACCAUAAAUCACCUAAUUUUCUCAAUGAGUUUAUCUUGCCAUUAACCAUUUGUUAAUUACCAGAGAACAAAAUUCCUUUGCAUUAAAAUGUAUCUGCCUGAGAAUAUUUCAUUUGACAGCAGGUAAAAGACUCUGGUCUGGUACCGUAAGGACUGGGAGGGUGUUUUAACAAAUUCUGGGUAUAUAAAGGAAGAUUUAGACUUUUUUUUUAUGCUUCGAAUAACUUAUUUUAAACAUUCUUCUGCUUUCCCGGAAGACUUCCUCUAAGUUUGGUUCCUUUUUUUUUUAGCUGGUACUAGCGGAGGGACUCGAUAAACUGCAAAAGAAGCUUUUGAUGUUACGGGAAAGAGGAGGAGGGAGGAAAUAAGACGUGAAGAGUUUUGUAACAGCAGAGAUGUUCCUGCGUUUUACGCGUAGCUGCUAACCGAAUGGAUGAGCGCUGAUCAAAGAGAGCGAGGGCGAAUCUUCCUUCUGCUGAGAUGCGCAUGAGCUUGCGAAAAGGGUUGAGAAAUAACUUUCGAGCGCAAAAAAAUGGUUAGCGCUGCCGCGAGCGUGGUGCGGGUUGCGUCGAGGACGGAGAGCUCGAGAUCGAGUCUGGGUUCUAA